Molecule: messenger RNA, 4537 nt
Organism: Pocillopora verrucosa
Lineage: Eukaryota; Metazoa; Cnidaria; Anthozoa; Scleractinia; Pocilloporidae
Product: serine/threonine-protein kinase D3
Biological process (GO): protein phosphorylation
Molecular function (GO): ATP binding; protein kinase activity
Source: RefSeq, a predicted model, not a curated record
UAUUGUUAGGGAAAUAUUUCUAGUAGAGACAGUAGCGAGUAAUAACUCUUUGGUCAGCGAAAUUUAUCGCCUUUUGGGUUGUGUGUGAUUGAUGUUUAGAGAAUAUUCUUUGAUGAUUUGUGUGUACAGCUAUGACUGAGCCUGUCUAUCCGCGGAGAGGAAUUUCCUUCCAAUGCGGCUUGGCAAGGGAAACGUAUGGAUUUGAAGGAAAGGAUAUGUCGGCGUUAAGAGAACUGGCACAUUCGUUCCUCGAUCAAAAGUUCCCAGACCACUCUUGCAUUGGCAUAGCAGACAAAGUGAUCAUGUUUAUACAUAACUAUUCCACAACUAACAUAUUGGAGAAGUUAACCAGCGUGGACCAGUUGCAUGAAGGCUCUGUUAUUGAAGUUGUUGUUUCAGCUAAAGUCCCAGCAGAUGAGACCAUUAUUCGUCCUCACAUGCUGAUUGUUCAUUCAUACAGAUCUCCAACAUUUUGUGACUUUUGUGGUGAAAUGUUGUUUGGCCUUGUAAGACAAGGAAUCAAAUGUGAAGGAUGUGGUGGUAACUAUCACAAAAAAUGUGCAUUCAAGAUACCAAAUAAUUGUUCAGAUUCAAGACAUCGCAACAGUGCUUCUGGAUUAAACAUGGCUCUGCAUUCACAUACUCUUCCGAGGCCAGCUUCUCAGGUCAGUGGCCCAAAUGAUUCAGCAUUCUUGAUCCAGCACUCCAAUUCCUUUUCCGAGAGCCUUCCUUCAUCAAGAGACAGAAGGGCAACUUGGAGUGGUCGUCCAAUCUGGAUUGACAGAAUGCUGUCUGGUAGAAUCCAAUUACAAAUACCUCACUCAUUCGUGGUUCAUUCCUAUAAAAAGCCUACAGUGUGCCACUUUUGCAAAAAACUGUUAAAGGGCCUAUUCCGUCAAGGGUUACAGUGUAAAGAUUGUAAAUAUAACUGCCAUCGAAAGUGUGAGAAGUUUGUUGGCAAGACUUGUUUGGGUGAGGGGGCAAUGGUAGAAACAGGGUCUCUUGGCUCUUCUGACUCAGGUGCCAUUUCUGAAAGUUUGUCAGAAAUGGAUCUUUCAAAUGACAUUCCAAAUGAACAAGAGUUAAGUGAGAAUGAAAGAGAAAUUGAAUUAGCAAGUCGCAGCAGCCAAGAGGACUUUGAACCAACUAGUCCCUCAUCACCAGACAGUGAGUUGCCUCAGCUGACUCCUACAAUGAGCAACAACAUUCCACUCCAACGGAUUGUUGUAUCUGUGAAGCAUACCAAAAGAAAAGGAUCAAAAGUGUUGAAGCAGGGAUGGAUGGUGCAUUUUACUAGCAAGGAUACUCAGAGGAAAAGACACUACUGGAGACUAGACACAAAGUGUUUGACACUAUUCCAAGAUUCAACUAGCAGUAGAUAUUACAAGGAUAUUCAACUGUCUGAAAUACUGUCAGUUGAUUCUAAUAUUGACCCUCUGGCGACAGACGCCACUCGAGCCCCGCACUGUUUUGAAAUGAAGACAAGGGACAUGGUGUACUACGUGGGGCAAGUUGAAGACGAAAACGAGACCCCAGACCCUGACAGUGGAGUAGGAGCAGUGGCGGGGCAGGCCUGGGCUAGUGUCACGCGCUCUGCUCUUAUGCCAGGUUGUGUGACACCGACCACGAGUGUUUGCCCCUCAAGCAACAACGGUGUUAGUAAUUCUGACGUAGAGAUGGAAGUUACAGACGAAGAGGAGAAAGUGAAAGAUGCUCCAUUGGACAUUAGUCAACUGUACCAAGUAUUCCCUGACGAAAUUCUCGGAUCAGGACAGUUUGGAAUUGUCUAUGGAGGGGUUCAUCGUGAAAGUGGACGAGAUGUAGCUAUUAAAGUCAUUGACAAACAACGCUUUCCUACAAAACAAGAAGCGCAAUUGAAAAAUGAAGUAGGAAUUCUUCAGCAUGUCAACCACCCAGGUGUAGUGAAUUUAGAAGAGAUGUUUGAAACUCCUGAAAGGGUGUUCGUAGUCAUGGAAAAAAUGCGAGGCGACAUGUUGGAACUUAUUCUGUCGAGUGCCAAGGGAAGAUUGGACGAGAGAUGCACGAAAUUCCUCAUAACACAGAUUUUAGUGGCUCUGAGAGAUCUACACAGCCGAAAUAUUGUUCAUUGUGACUUAAAACCAGAGAAUGUGUUGUUAUCGUCAGUAUCAUCCGAAUGUGGUUUCCCACAGAUCAAACUGUGCGACUUCGGUUUUGCUCGGAUAAUCGAAGAGAAAUCGUUCCGUCGAUCGGUUGUCGGGACUCCAGCCUACCUCGCCCCUGAGGUCCUACUCAAUAAAGGAUACAACAGAUCUCUCGAUAUGUGGUCGGUCGGUGUCGUCGUUUAUGUAAGUUUAAGCGGCACUUUCCCGUUCAAUGAAGAAGAGGAUAUUCAAGAUCAAAUUCACAACGCUGCUUUUAUGUAUCCACCCGAUCCAUGGCAGGAGAUUUCGCCUGAAGCAAUUGAUCUGAUAAACAAUCUCUUACAAGUCAAACAGAGAUGUCGUUACACUUGUGAUAAGUCGCUUAUACAUUCGUGGCUCCAGGACUAUCAAACCUGGUUGGACCUAAGGAGUCUGGAAGCGGCUGUCGGAGAACGCUACCUUACUCACGAAAGUGAUGACGCAAGAUGGGAGGCGUACGCUGAGCAGCUAAAAGCGCGCCAAAACAGGGAACCCUCGCGGGAGUCAGCGCGGCCGACCAAUAACAGAUUUUUCCCACCAAUGUCACCAACGGAACGCAAACUUCAAACAAGUAUAAGUUUCCUGUGAAAAAAGCCAUGGUUACAUUUUAAGAUAAUUAUAAGAUACGUGUCAUUAAUUAAUAUUUUAUUUGUCAGUAAAAAAAAGGCUUCUGACAUGUUGCUAUUCGUUAAAAAGACUAUCCCCACGUUUGAAACUCUUCAAAGUUUUUCGAUCAUUGUCCAGCGAAACACAGCGGUCAAACGUCUGUGCUUGUGCGAAAGUUGUUGGGUGGCGUGCCUUAGGGCUAUCAGGACUAAGUUGUUUCACUCGAGUUAAAAGUAAUUACACAAGCUAGUUCGUCACGGUAUUAAAAAAGUCUGCAACUUUUUUCGGUAAAGCUCAAAACAAAAUAUUAAAUCAACAGGAUACCCGUACAUGAAUAAGCUUUGUGUAAGUGUCCUUUUUCCUACUGUUGUUUCCUUUUUUAGAUUUCUAUGAACGUCUCAAUUUUCCUUCGCUUCUUUUGCGGAACAAUGUUUAAUAAUUUUUCGAUAGAAAUUUCGCGAAAAAUUAGGGCGCGGACGUCCAGAAUUGAUCCCCUCGCGCAUGCCCUACGCUUACCCGCUGUGUUGACUUGCAAUGACUAAUUUUGGGAGUGCAAACGUCCGGGAGGGGUGGGUGGGAUACGAAUCGUCAUAUUUUGCCAAAAUUUCACUAAAAAAAUUCCAAUGUUGCAAUUAUAAUGACUAGUAAAUAACAGGCAGAAUUCAAUGCACACGUUUGCUUAUAUAUUGUAUUUUAUCAAUAAUGAUCAACAUUCCACGUCGAAAGUUAUUUGUAAGUUGUUUGUCCUAAAUUUUAGUACAAGGAUUGUAUUGUCAAUGAAAGGAUGGUUCAUGCAAAGCUGCUACAAGGAUCUGAAACGUAGUUACCGUUUAUAGUAUUUAAGUAAGACUAUUUCAAUAAUUUCACUUUUGUAUUUUGGUGUUAAAAAGUGGCCUGUUUGCACAUGUGCGAUCUCGCUUCUAGUGCCUUCGUUAUCCAUGUCCAGCGGAUUGACUGGUGAAUUAAACAGAGCAGUUUUCAAUUGAAUGUUGUAAACCAAAAUCAAAGUAAUCACAACUACCAAUCACAGCAAGGGUUAACAUCAUUAACCAAUCAGAACUCAGCAAAGACAGGCAACCAGCUUGAGGCGCGGGAACGCGAGUGACUAAGUUGAGGUUGCUUCUAGUUUGUAUUUAUUGGUUGAGAAGCUGGCGCGAGUUGUCUUUGACCAAUCACAGAGCGAAGGCCAAACCCAAAACAAUUCUUCAUUACUUUCGGCACUCAAUUGAAAAUUUCUCUAAAACACAGAACAGGAUAAGCGAGCUCGACGACAGAAUCUUGCGUCCGAGCAGCUGACCAAAUGGAUCGCGGUACUCAAAACGAGAUUGGCAUAGCUCUGAAACUGAGUCUUUGCCGCGCACGUAGUUGACUGAGUGUAAUGUUUGAUCCAAAAACUCCAGACACAUGAUGCAGCCCUACAGAUAUCUGUCCGGUGGCUCUUGUUGGCUAAUGCAAUAAUUAAUCAAGUCCACCUGGAACUUAGGAGCCACAUCAUCAGGUUGGAAUUCAUGAGGUUGAACCUUGUUUCCAAACAGUAAAGUAUUCUGCGCCAUAAGAUAUGCACCUUUAAGCUUAUUUUCAGUAAGAUAACUAAAGCUGUAAAGUUCUGAUGGGCCUUUACAAAACCGCGAGGGAUUAAUAGACAAAGGUAACUUUAACACAAAACAGAAGGCAAUGUACAGUGUAGACCGUAAAAUUAAAACGUGCGAAAGCUGAAGAAAUUUUUUUAGAGGAACGUACCAUUGCAAAAUAAACUAGUUUUCACUCAA